Vanrija pseudolonga is the source of this 1933-nucleotide messenger RNA. It is a transcript of the gene Srp68, whose product is annotated as Signal recognition particle subunit SRP68. Gene Ontology annotation, molecular function: endoplasmic reticulum signal sequence receptor activity; 7S RNA binding; signal recognition particle binding. The transcript has 4 exons. Gene Ontology annotation, cellular component: signal recognition particle, endoplasmic reticulum targeting. The record is from RefSeq and is a predicted model, not a curated record. NCBI's taxonomy places the organism in Eukaryota, Fungi, Basidiomycota, Tremellomycetes, Trichosporonales, Trichosporonaceae. Gene Ontology annotation, biological process: SRP-dependent cotranslational protein targeting to membrane. Bases 50 to 1912 code for a protein of 620 amino acids.
AUCACACUUCGCUCGUGUGGGCACUUCUACUCUCCUCCUCCAAGCAACAAUGGCCCAGCCCACGCAGGACCUCUCAUUCAAGGUCUUGAACCUCCUCAGCCGCGAGCGCGGCGUCUACGGCCUCCGCAAUGGCGACCACGAGCGAUACCGCCACCACUGCUCGAACAAGCUUCACCGCCUGCGCCAGGUGACGGGCCUCACGUCGGGCAAGGGCAAGGUGUACAAGAAGCCUGCGCCGCUCACUCCCGAGUCGGUUACGGAUGUCCGUCACCUCCAGCUCAUCCUCUUCUCCGCCGAGCGCGCACUCGCGCACUCGCAUGAGCUCAAGGCACUGAUCGGCAAGCCGAACGCGCCGGCCUCGGCGCGCAAGGAACAGAUCUCGUGGCUCCGCCGCGCGCUCAAGUUCUCCACGUCGCUGUACGCCGCGGCGCAGCAUCUCGCCUCGGAGUCGCGCCUGUCGCAGCGAACCCUGGCCGAGAUCACCAUCUACCACCUGUCAGUGCGCGCCGAGCUCAACUUUGAGCGCGUGCAGUACGCCGAUGUGCUCGCCGACCUCGCUGCGCGCCGCCGCCUGCUCAACACGCUCGCGGACGCAGCCAAGGACUCGUACGACCAGGCCCUCGCCGCCGAGUUUAUCGACCUCUACGACCCGCUUAUCCGCUUCAGCGCGUACAAGCUCGGUCGCGCCGAGUCGCACGACAUUGAGGGUGUCGUGGCCGACAUUGACGCCGAUUUGAUGGAGGAGGCGCUGCCUGGCCUCGGCAAGCUCGUCGACAGCCUGCGUGCCGAGGUCGGCUCGGCUGAGAUUGAGGCCGGCCGCCGUACCCUCGACGCUGUCGAGUUUGCGGGCGACAAGGUCGAGCUCCGCAACGCCGAGAUCGUCCAGGCCAUGCUCCGUGUCCAGGAGGCGCUCGGCAAGCUCAAGGGCAAGUCGGACAGCGGAAAGGGCCGUGGAAUGAAGGGCUGGGACCGUGUUCUCGGUGUUCUUGGUGACGCCGAGGGCGUCGCGAGGCACUUGGUCGAGGACCAUGAGAAUUCGGCUUCGGCGUCGUUGCGCUCGACACGCACGGCCGAGUCGCUCUCGCUUGCGCACCAGUACAUCGUCUUCCUUUUGCUCUCCAACCGCAUUCGCCGCGACCUUCUCCUUGUCGACUCCCUGUCUGCCAGCCAGCCUUCGCUGUCUGCGGACCCGACCGUGUUCACCAUUCCCGGUGGGCGGGCAAAGGUCGAGGAGGCGAUCAAGUCUCUUGCGGCCAUCGUCAAGCUGUACGACACUGUGUUGCAGAGUCUCAACCAGCUCCGCAACCUCGCCAUCGUCGAGGAGAAGGAUGGUGUCCGUCGCGCUGCCGAGGGCGUCUCGUCCUACUUCAACGCCACAAAGGAGUACUACCUUGCCCGUCUCCACACGGUCCACCCCACGCCGUCGUACGCCUCGGCAGUCCAGCUGUUGUCGCUCGCCGGCGACAACGUUACUCAGGCUCGCGAGGCGCUGUUCAACUCUGACGUGCCUCUGCAGGAGGAGGUUGUCAAGCUCUCUCAGGCCGACAUUGACAGCCUUGACAAGCGUGUCCAGGCUCUCGACCUUGCUGCCAAGCGUGCGCUCUUUGCACACACGGUGACCAAGCCCGUCUUCUUUGACACGGCAUUCAACUACAUUGACCUGCCUAUGGAGGAUCUCCUCGAGCACGCUGGAAAGGGUCUGCCAAAGGUUGCUCCCAUCCAGGCACAGGCUGCUAUCGCAACGCCAGAGGUUGUCCAUGCGCCUGUUGCACGGCCGGCGGCCGUGGCGCGCGAGCGCACUCGGGAGGCGACGCCUCAACCUGUGGAGGCUACCGAGGCGCCCGAGCAGCAGCCGCAGGCUCAGCAGCAGCAGAAGGGAUGGCUGGGUGGAUGGUUUGGACGUGGCCAGUAAUAGUAUCUAUCAUUGCAUGCA